UCAACGUCCUGUGUGUGUGUGUUUCACUGCGUGUGUUUGUUACACAGUAUGAAAACGGACGCUACACAUUUCAGGGCAAAAGCCUCAAGAAUCAUGUCAAUCAAGAAACAAACAAAAACUAUCUGCAUCAUCAUCGUAAUUUUUGUGUUUAUCUUCUGGUAUUACUACUACAUUACAGGACGUAACACGGACGUAAAACCAGAGUUGCCGACUGCAUGUGACAUACGAGUGGAAAAUAAUCCCAUAAUUAAAGUCGACAAUCUCAAAACAUACCUCGUCGGCUCCUACAUAGAGCACCGCCUAAAAGUGAAAACUUUAAAGACAAUUGCUAUAGUGCUUCGUAGUGAAAAGGCAGAGUAUCAGUGUUUCCUCUGCUGCAACGGCACCAACAUCUCUGUACCUGCCACGUACAGCAUUCACUCUGACCACUUUGAUUAUGAUUAUGGAACGGCUGAUAUCACCUGUCAGGUGCCUGAAACGUGCACAACACCAAUGCACGUAGCUAUCACUUCUCCAUCACCUCCAGGUGAAGCCUCACAGAAUGUCCACGUCCUUCAACCGGUCAGAAAUCAACAGACUCGUGAUGUCUUUCCUUAUGAGUUCACAGCUUGUAUUUCUACCAUGUUUUAUUACACCAACGUUUUGGGACUGGUGCAGGCCAUGGAAAUGUUCAAGAUACUCGGCGUCCAGUGGGUGGCCAUUUACAAGACAAGCUGUGAUCCUGCUGUGCAGAAAGUGUUAGACUAUUAUGUCAAGCAGAACUUUGUGGAGAUCAUCCCCUGGACCAUAUCAUCUUACAUCAAAGUGUCCAGAGGCUGGAACAUUUCGGAGUCACCAGGCGAGCUGCAUUACUUUGGGCAAAUUGCGGCACUGAAUGACUGUGUUUAUCGCUACAUGUACCAGAGUCGCUAUGUAGCCCUGCAGGACUUGGAUGAAUUUAUUCUUCCUUUAAAGCUAAAGAACUGGACAGAACUCUUUCCUGAACUGGAAAGGAAAUACGGUCAAAACAAGGGAUUCCAGUUUGAGAAUAAUUAUUUCCCACUUUCCAUAAAUGACACAAACCCAGAUUAUUCAUUAGAUUUAUGGAAGAAGGUCGUGGGGAUAAACAUUUUAGAUCACAUCUACAGAUUAAGCAAUCAAGAUCUCAAGUAUGAACAAUAUAAAGUCAUUACAAAUCCUCGCUUAGUGUUUUCACCAUCAGUGCAUGGUAUCCAGAAGUCAGUGAACGGUCUUGCAUGGGUAGACCGUAACAUUGCCAGAAUGUAUCACUUUCGAAAUCGUUCAAGUAAAUAAUUAUCAACACAUUCUCACAUAAAAGAUGAACAUAUAAGGGACUAUGCAGACAGGCUGAUCCCUGCUGUUUCUCAACUGCUUCAGCAAGCACUGGGCAUUAACUAAAAUCUUAACAAGCAAACAGUGUCUUCAACAUGCAUUUUAAGUAAUGCUUCUCAGCCUGUCUUAUUUUUAAAUCAUACAUCUAGUUUGCUCCAUUGGGAAACAGGGUGCCAGUUCAAAGCCCGGCUUCAGCAUUUAACGACAUAGCCAAGUAUGUUUGUAAAGACGCCCAGCAGGCCAAUAGCACUGCAGAGAUUUGAACCCAUAACAGACCACUGUGCCGCCUGAGAAAAAAAAAUCUAUUAAUUAUUUGUACAAAGGAAAACAACCAUGUCCAGCCUGAGUGAUAUUGCCCCUAUUCCAAAGAAAUGAUUAAACAUCCAGUUAUGCUUAAAACAGCCUUUACUCCUCUGAGAAGACUUUCCACAAAAUUUUACUGUGUCUUUGGACUGUGGGAGGAAACCAAAGCACCCGGAGGAAAUCCACACAAACAUGGGGAGGACAUACAAUUUCACACAGAAAAGAACCAGACCACUAGACCAGAAAAUCAAACCCAGGACCUUUUUACUGUUUGACAGUGCCGCCCAUGCCAAUGAUUUUUGGGAACAAUUUUGUAAAGACAUGUUCAAAACCGGGAUUAGGUAUUUUUAUACUAGUACAAUUCAAGAGACUUAUUUAAUUAAUUUCAAGACACGCUAACGUUUUUUGUUUGCCAUAUGAUAACACAAAAGCACUUUUUACAAACAUUUUCUUUUAAUUUGUCACUGGCUAUGUAAGCUUUUCUUUCUAUUUAAAAAAAAACCCCCAGAACUCAUCACUGCCUCUGCAGUUUGGUCUUUCCUGUCGUUCCUGGGGGGUAUUCCAGAAAGCGGGUUAAGUGAUUAAACCCGGUAAGUUAACUCAGAAUUAAGGAAAACUCGGGGUUUUCCGUUCCGGAAACCGAGAUUAAAGAGAGCCCGUGUCAGUUACUAUAGCAACUUACGCUCUGAAGCUAACCUGCUCGCUGGCAGGUUAACUUAAACCUAACCCGCGGUUACUCACACUUCUCUCAUGUAAACCUGGCGUGUUCUUUACUCCAGGAUCCAGUGGAUCCCGACACGCUAAUUAUUCGAAGAGAUCUUAAUCAGUAACGAGUCAUUAAACUCAGAUUAGUCAUUUCCGGAUGGAUUUAUUCGCAAACCUUUCCGUUUUUAUCAGUCAGUCAAUUCGGGGAGAGUGGAGACGGUUGCCACAAGGGGCAGCUGCAACAUUAUUAAUCACAAUAAUCACAAUAUUAAUAAAAAGGCUUGUUACAGCAUUAAUUAUAACAUUAUGGAUGGAAUGUUAUGGAUUAAUAUACGUAGAAUACCUUUAACACACACAGUUUAGUAAGCUAAAAUAAUUUGUGGUUUAAAUUGAUUGUAGUAAUUAACCUCAAACAUGGUUGUCACUUACAUUAUAUAUAUAAUUACUUAUAUACUGUAUAUAAUUUUACUGCUAGCUAUAAUGAUUGAAAACCCUAUCUGUACAAAAAAAGUCUUUGCAAAAUUAUGUUAAAGAAUGAUUUUACUACAUAUCAAUGAAUGUUGCAACUGCCCUGUUAUGGGUCUAUUCAAGUAUUAUUUUUUACACAUAUUAUCAUAUGCAAGAUAUGUUACAGCCGUGUGUGGGUGGGUAGCUGACAUAUGUGGAUUUUAUUUUAUUACAAUGUUGUCUUUUAUUAUUUGAACAGCAGACAGAAUAUCCCUCCACAUACAUGCAGCGACCAUUAUCUUUAAAAAUGAACAAAUGUCAAAUAAAACAGUGUAACAUUUAAUACAUGUUCUGCAACCUAUUGUUUUCCAUCUUAUGGAGAUGCUUUCAGUAAGAUCUUAUGUGAUGCUACCCACAUUACAAAUAUUGAAGCCAAAUGGUCAGGCUCUGUGCAUGAUCACUGAAAAUAAAACAAUGCAACAAGUUAA
Molecule: messenger RNA, 3275 nt
Organism: Trichomycterus rosablanca
Lineage: Eukaryota; Metazoa; Chordata; Actinopteri; Siluriformes; Trichomycteridae
Exons: 2
Coding region: 49-1293 (414 amino acids)
Cellular component (GO): cytoplasm
Molecular function (GO): glycosyltransferase activity
Source: RefSeq, a predicted model, not a curated record